AUGUGUCUGUCCAACUCGGUAAGCCAGGUGUGCGGCGUCGAACUCACAGUCUACACUGAAAGAGAGAAGAGAAGUCCGAAGCCCUUGAUUCGUUUCUGCGAUGAGACCCGCGGCAUUGUCCUCGGGCACCUGCUUGACAUUCUUGACAAUGCGCAUAACCUGGAGCACGCCACCAAGACCUCGCCCGGCGCCGCUGAUACUCUUAUCAAGACCAACUCGCACUUCUGGCCACUGGUGACGGCGUGCAACCUCAACUUCGCAAGCCACGAUGCCUCAGGAGCAUACAAACGCCUCAUUUUUGCGUCGUUUCGUGAGAUGGUGAAGUAUGUGCAACCCAAGGCCAUUCAGUGGGGUGCAAUCCUCCACACCCCUUCUGGAUGGACUCGUGGGAGAGACUUUGCCAACCUUGAAGAAGCGGCAGGCUGGUUCCGCCAGAAGCAGGAUGAGUCGCCGCCAUCUGUUCCCAGCACGCCCCGCAAGCCGAAGGCCACCUUGCCCUCAGUCCCAGAAAGAGGACUUCCAAAAAACAGCCGCUUGGAGGCCGAGGCAGCAAAGGCGUCUCGAUCGAUCGCGAAGUGGAGCGACGGCGUCAGCGAGGUUUCACAGCCUGGCGCAAGGGACGAAGUAAGAAGGAGGAUGGAGAAGAUUGGAAUGGAGAGAUCAAGAAUGCUUGAGAAGGUCUUGGGACUUGACCGACAGGAGAGGGAGUUGUGGAUGCUCAUAUUUCCCGUAAUCAAGCAGCUCAUGGUGGAAAUAUGCCUAGUCCUGAAGGUUGGAAGAGCUUAUGUUGUAUGGCGGACAACUUUAAUAAGACCGCAUUCGAUCAACGGUUUUGGCCGGGCAGAAAAGCCAGAACCUUAUCCACGAAUUCUUUUCUUUGAGUUCUCAUCGAGACAUGGCCGGAGAUGUGUGAGGCUAACCUGGACACAGCUGGGAGAACAAAGAGCGUUGGGUGACAGUAGACGCCAGUUACCUGGAAGCCCCUCCCACCGAGCCCACAGCAGGUCCCUCAAUGAUUCUCUCGCGGACCGUGACCGCCGGGCAUGGACAAGCGACGGCGCUCGUACGCCCACCACACGCCAGAGGCCAGACUGCCCCCCCAGAUCGGAUUUGAGCCGAUCACUUAGUACACCAUCUCGACCGCUUUCAAGACCAAGAACCGACCGACGCCGGGGCCUGGGCCCAACUCCCCGUUGCCGUACUCCCUCACCCGAACGCUCGCCUGAAUGCUCACCGGAGCCUCCAGUAAACGAGCCUGUGGUCAAUGAGCUGGCAUACUGCCAUGGACUCAAUCUCCCUGUACGGCUCGCGCCACCUCCCUGCCAAUACCAUGACAUCGAGCUUUGUUUGCACCCUGGAUGGACGCCUUCACCCGGUGCCGUUGUUCAUCUUGUCCAGGACAGCGCGACGUCUUCGCGGGCUGAGAUUCAUACGCCCCCGCUUGUUCGGACUGAUUACGAACCGGUCGAUUUGUGGAGUGCUCAACAGGAGCGUGAAACGGACGUGGUACCCUCAAGAGGGACAUCGUCAACUCUCCCUCAAUCCACCUUGGACGCGAAACCUCCAAGGGAAAUGUCUCCAGCCGCCCUCUCUCGACCAAACUCGCGCGUCACUGCCUUUGUCCUGCAGUAUCCAAACCUUGUUACUGCCGCCGCGAUUCUCGCCGCCUUCAUUUUACUGGCUCCAGUCAUGCUCACAGUGAUCUUCUCUGGCCAUUGCGCCUGGGUCAGAACAUUAACAACCGAGCACACGACCCGGCUGUCGCUAUUCGACCCACUCUCCACCCUCCAGACUCAGUAUGAAAAUGCGCUACUGCCGUUGAUUUAUCCUUUCUGGGUGGAUGACCCUGCCCCUCCAGAGCCUGGUUCCAUCAUUGCGGCUCUCGAGCAGGAGAUUCUCGAGAUCGAGGAUGGUGUUGCAGUGUGGAAGGGAAGCGGCUACACAGGGUUUGAGAUACGGCCUGGUGAUCUGACAGAAACUGGUGCAGGAGGUCUUUCGAUAUCCCAUCGGUUCGAUGUUUGUCGUUCGACUCUGAAGUCGUUGCAGAAGGACUGGAGGAGUCUCGUCAAGCUGAUUGAGGCGCUUGUUGCAGGGAAUGAGGAGUGGCCCAUCAGGAGAAGUCGGUAUCUCGUCCCGAAAAUCGAUACCAUCAAACAAUACCUCAACACCACCAUCAGUGUCAUGUCCUCCGCCAACACGACGCUCGCUGAACAUGUUAACCACUAUCGCGACAUGUACAUGACGGGCGGAAAAGAUACGCAGGUGACGAUGUGGCACCUCAGCGACAAGCCGAGGUGGUGGACUAGCUUCAUUUUCGGAGAGCACACAGUCAAGGUACAGUAUGGGGUGGAAGUCCAGACCGUUACAGAGUUGUUGAUUCUCUCCGAUCGGGCCAAGGAUGCGAAGGGGUUUUUCAAGGCGGACAGGGGUGAGGAGUGGCGUUACUACAACUUCCGGCCUCUGAGGCCGAGCAGACAGAAACAGACCGACGAGAAGUGA
Fusarium vanettenii 77-13-4 is the source of this 2499-nucleotide messenger RNA. RefSeq lists its product as uncharacterized. Lineage: Eukaryota; Fungi; Ascomycota; Sordariomycetes; Hypocreales; Nectriaceae. The transcript has 7 exons. Bases 1 to 2499 code for a protein of 832 amino acids. The record is from RefSeq and is a predicted model, not a curated record.